This is a messenger RNA of Owenia fusiformis, 2075 nucleotides long. NCBI's taxonomy places the organism in Eukaryota, Metazoa, Annelida, Polychaeta, Sabellida, Oweniidae. The record is from the annotation of a GenBank genome assembly.
ACAAAAGUUCAACAAGCGAAAUUCGAAAAUUUGGAGUACAGAGUAACUUGGCUAUGGCAACAUCUGGGUUUGACCGCUCCGAAUACCUUGUCAAAAUAUUCAAAACUAUGGAUAUUAACGAACACAUUUAUGAAUUCGAAAGAAAUCUAUCGCCAUCUCCCGGGGAUACGGACAGAGAUUAUUGUAUUAAUACGCACGUUAUUAAGGACGAUUUGGAGACUCCACAAAAUAACUCAAAUAACUUUGACGAUGAAAAUAUUUUUGAUGCCAUAAUUACUUCGAAAGAUCCAUCGGACUCAACUGUCAAUAAUAAUGAACGUAGUAAUGGCAAACGUACGGAGAAUACAGAAGAUAGUCGAACAAGUUUACGAAACGACAAAACCAACGACUGUAAAACAGAAGAAAAUACUAGUAGUGAAAACCUUAAAAAUGAAAAUGAAAUUACAGACACUGAUCCGAAGCCAUCUGGGUUGGUUGAACUUGCUGACAGUGCAGAAUCACCGGUGCUAUUAAUAAAAAGACGAGGACGAACUGAGAUAGGAUUUCCUGAUUCUUGCGCCAUCGAGGCCGAAUCUAUGCCGUUAGAAUCGCAACGUGUUUGCAUGGAAGAGCACACCAACGCUGUGCAAAUAACAACAUUAUCUACGAUAACAGAGAAGGGUGUUGAUCAACAAAACGGAACAGUUCCUUCUCGGGGUAGUACCACUUCUGGUCGAAACUCAAAGGAGCAGUCAGAGGUAGGCAUGCCCGUUCUAGAGCAAACGAGGGAUUCUGUUUUAUCACAUUUGUCAGCAGUUUACAAUUCGGACUCAUCUAUGUCGAUCCCAUCCUAUGAUACAAGUCCAAGGACUUCAAAUAUGUCCUACUAUUCCCCAUAUUCCCAGGAUCUCGCCUCAUCUUCAAAUUGCCCGCCAUUUGACGUCCCUGACAAUGGCAAAGCUGGCCUCGGGGGCGACUCGAUAACAGUUGGGAAAGAUCAACACAAAUUAUCCGCAAUUCCUAAAAAUGACACGGAAUCGAUUGUUUCUUCAAAUGUCAGUAGCUCCAUAUCAUAUCCCCAGUCUCCCGAUUCAAGAAAUUCAAAGAACAACAGCGAUAACCUUUUAGACACCAUUGUUUAUAAUAAACCUGAGACUUUACAAAGCCGAGGGUCUAUAUCUAAAAAUACGAAAAGAACGAAAUGCUUGGCAAGAACGCAAAAACACGCUGAAUAUAUGGGUGAUAGGCCUACAGAGAAACCAAAUACCUCCAAAAAAUCAAAUGCGUUCUACAAGUCUAAACUACGUCUUUUUAACUACGCUAAUAAGUUUAUAUCUGAUUCUCCAAAUGACAGAAUUGAUUGUCACACACCAGGUGUUGAUUAUUUCUAUGUAGAUGUAUCUCGAUUGGACCGUACGGACACGAUCAUAAGUGGAAGGGAUAAUGAUGGACCUAAAUCUCGUCACGUUCGUUUUUCUACUGAGACCACCCAUACAUUUUCUAGCACCAAUCCUCAGAUGCACACACAUGGAAACGAUGACUUUGUCAAUCCUAAACUAGUUUACGGUAAUCAAAACACUUUACAAGUCACUGAACGCUAUCACCACCUUGGGGUGAAUCUGUUAAACAAUAAACAAGGUAAUUCGGAUUCGAAUCAAUCAGUGGCUCCAAGCAGUAACAAACAAGUAAACUCAAAGAUAAAUUCAUGGCAUAUUGGUUACAAUUCCUCAAAAAGGCCUUCGAAACAUUUGUCUUCCAGAGAUUUGAUAAAAACUAAAAGUGCGUCUGAAAACAACACCAUUAAAUCAAUACAGCCUGCAUCAAGCUUGAACAAACAUUCUACAACUACAGGGCACAAAUGAAAUGAUCAGGUUUACGUCACGUGUCAUCCUAGGCUCCUCCCCCCUGUUCAAAGCGUGACAACACCCUCCCGGGAACAUGUUAUCAGCAAUACGAAACGUGAACGCUAUCGAUCGACACAAGUACGGGGUGUACCAAUAAUGCUUGCCUGUUGAAGAAGCGGGAUACCACAAGGGGGGGGGGAUUUGAAAUCAAUUAUAUAUUUUGUUUUUUGAAGAUUUAGUCUAGUUUUUACA